Molecule: messenger RNA, 4673 nt
Organism: Pleuronectes platessa (European plaice)
Lineage: Eukaryota; Metazoa; Chordata; Actinopteri; Pleuronectiformes; Pleuronectidae
Gene: kdm5bb
Product: lysine (K)-specific demethylase 5Bb
Exons: 27
Coding region: 16-4569 (1517 amino acids)
Biological process (GO): chromatin remodeling
Cellular component (GO): nucleus
Molecular function (GO): histone demethylase activity; DNA binding
Source: RefSeq, a predicted model, not a curated record
GGUCAGCCCGAGACGAUGAGCCAGCCUCGGCCGGACGAGUUCCAGCCUCCUCCGGAGUGCCCGGUGUUCGAGCCCAGCUGGGAGGAAUUCAAGGACCCCUUCGCCUUCAUCAACAAGAUCCGUCCCAUCGCCGAGAAAACGGGCAUCUGCAAAGUCCGGCCGCCUCCGGGUUGGCAGCCUCCAUUUGCCUGUGAUGUGGACAGACUCCACUUUGUUCCUCGGAUCCAGAGGCUCAAUGAGCUGGAGGCUCAGACCAGAGUUAAGCUCAACUUCUUGGACCAGAUUGCCAAAUUUUGGGAUUUGCAGGGAUGUCCCCUGAAGAUUCCUCAUGUGGAGAGGAAGAUUUUGGAUCUGUAUAAACUAAACAAGCUGGUAGCAGACGAAGGUGGUUUCGAUCUCGUCUGUCAGGACAGGCAAUGGACUAAGAUUGCACAAACAAUGGGCUUCGCCCCUGGCAAAGCCAUCGGCUCACACCUGCGAGGUCAUUAUGAGAAGAUCCUCUAUCCCUACAAUCUGUUUCAGAGUGGAGCAAACCUGCUGUGUGUUCAGAAGCCUGUCCAGUCAGUGGCGAGCACAGGAAGCCUGGAGAGCGAGGACACCAAGGAGCCCAAGCUGCAGGACCCGGCUCAGAGGCCGACUGCCCAGACGCCCGACACAUGCCCCAGUGCUCGCAGAGCCAAGCGCAUGAAGUGUGAGGGCUUGUGUGUGAAGACUGAACCAGGAGAACCUGGAGAGAGCAAGCCCAACCUGAGGCGGAGGAUGGGUUCUUUCGUUGCCAAGCCUGAACCAGAAAAAGAAAUUCCCAUUCUUGUGAAAGUGGAACCAGUGGAAAUUAAAGAACCAAUAAUUGAAGCAGACAAAUCGAAAUCACGGUACAAGAAAUUCAUCCCCCCAGUUCCUCCGAGUCCAGUGGAUCUGGUUGUGUGUCUGGUGUGUGCCAGCGGGGGAGAUGAAGACCGUCUGUUGCUGUGUGACGGCUGUGACGGCAGCUAUCACACUUUCUGCCUGAUCCCUCCCCUGCACGACGUCCCCAAAGGAGACUGGAGGUGCCCCAAGUGUCUGGCUCAGGAAUGCAACAAACCUCAUGAGGCAUUUGGCUUUGAACAAGCGUACAGAGACUACUCCCUGCGUGCUUUUGGGCAAAUGGCAGAUGCUUUCAAAUCUGAUUACUUCAACAUGCCAGUUCAUAUGGUACCCACAGAGCUGGUUGAGAAGGAGUUCUGGCGUUUGGUCGGAGCCAUUGAAGAAGAUGUUACCGUGGAAUACGGAGCAGAUAUUGCCUCGAAGGACUUUGGGAGUGGAUUCCCAAUUCCCAAUGGAAAAUUAAAGCUUUCCCAAGCUGAUGAGAAAUACCUCAAGUGUGGCUGGAACCUCAACAACCUGGCGAUGAUGAACCCCUCUAUCCUGACUCAUGUGACUGCUGACAUCUGUGGGAUGACGCUGCCAUGGCUUUAUGUUGGCAUGUGCUUCUCCUCCUUCUGCUGGCACAUUGAAGAUCACUGGAGCUACUCCAUCAACUACCUGCACUGGGGAGAACCCAAAACCUGGUACGGAGCUCCUGGCUUUGCAGCAGAACAGCUGGAGGAAGUGAUGAAGAAACUGGCCCCGGAGCUUUUUGAGUCUCAGCCUGAUCUGCUGCACCAACUAGUCACCAUCAUGAACCCCAACACCCUGAUGGCCUAUGGAGUCCCAAUUUACAGAACAAAUCAGUGUGCUGGUGAAUUUGUCAUCACGUUUCCCAGAGCUUACCACAGUGGCUUCAAUCAGGGCUUCAACUUUGCUGAGGCAGUCAACUUCUGCACUGUGGAUUGGAUGCCUCUUGGCAGGCAGUGUGUGGACCACUAUCGAAUGCUGAACCGGUACAACGUGUUCUCCCAUGAUGAGAUGGUUUGCAACAUGGCCUCCAAAGCAGGAACACUUGACGUGGUCCUGGCCUCCGCCGUCCACAAGGACAUGGUCGUCAUGCUCCGAGAGGAGAAGGAAAUCAGAGGAAAAGUCAAGAAAAUGGGGCUGGUUCAUUGCAAGGAGGCAAGAUAUGACCACCUCCAGGAUGAUGAGCGACAGUGUGUCAAGUGCAGGACCACCUGCUACCUGUCUGCCAUCACCUGUCCCUGUAGCCCCGGGGCACUGGUCUGUCUGCACCACAUCAACGACCUGUGCUCCUGCCCCGUCUCCAACUACACACUGAAUUUCAGAUACACACUGGACAAGCUGUUCCCCAUGAUGAAUGCUGUGAAGCAGCGAUCUGAGCUGUACGACGAGUGGGCCUCCCGUGUGGCCGAGACUCUGGAGGCCAAACUGGAGAAGAAGAGAGGCCUGCCAGUCUUUCGCUCCCUUCUCACUGAAUCAGAGACCAGCAUGUUCCCCGAGAACGACCUGCUGCGUCGGCUGCGCCUGGUCACACAAGACGCAGAGAAGUGCUCCUCGGUGGCACAGCAGCUGCUGAACGGCAAGAGGCAAACCAGGUAUCGGUGCGGCAGUGGGAAAUCGAGGAGCCAGCUGACCGUGGAGGAGCUCAGUUCGUUUGUGAGGCAGCUGUACAACCUCUCCUGCUGCCUCCCUCAGGCUCCGAAGUUGAAGGUACUCUUGAACCGUAUCGAAGACUUUCAGCAGCACAGCGAGAAAGUCCUGGCAGACCAAGUUCCGAGCGUCGCUGAGAUCCAAAGCCUGCUGGACGUCAGCUUUGACUUUGACGUGGACCUGCCCGAGCUUCCUCUCCUCAGAGUGAGGCUGGAACAGGCUCGCUGGCUGGAGGCAGUGCAGCAGGCCAGCACCCAGCCCGCCUCCCUGACUCUGGAGACCAUGAGGAGGCUCAUCGACCAGGGAGUCGGCCUGUCGCCCCAUCCGUCCGUGGAGAAAGCCAUGGCUCGUCUUCAGGAGCUGCUCACGGUGUCUGAGCACUGGGAGGACAAGGCGAGCAGCCUCCUUAAAGCCAGACCACCACACUCCAUAGAGACCCUUAGUGCUGCUGCGGAGAAGGCGUCUGGUCUCACCGCUCACCUCCCAAGCUGUCUGCUCCUGAAGGACACCAUCAGAAAGGCCCAGGAGUGGAGUCAAGAGGCUGAGGAGCUUCAGGCCACUGGCUGCAUUCUGAUGGUGGACAGCCUCUCGGACAUGGUGCUACGGGGACACGCCAUCCAAGUCCACCUGGAGCCUUUGGACCAACUGGAGUCGUUAAUGGUAGAAGUGCAGGAAUGGAAAGAAUCUGCAACAACAACUUUUCUUCAGAGAGACUCGGCUCUUACUUUACUGGAGGUUCUGUCCCCAAGAUUAGACUUUGGAAAUAUUGGUUCUCCAAAGAGGAAGAUCAAGAAAGGCAAAGAGUCACCGAAAAGUAACAAAAAGAAAUCGCCAGGACUCAACUCUCUCACUGAUGUGGAAAGAGCGCUUUCAGAGCACAAGGAUUCUACCUCUGCAAUGGCAACUCUGGAGGAGCUGCAGGUGAGGGAGAUGGAGGCUUUCUCUAAUCUCAGGGCAGCAAAUGAGUCUAAGCUCCUUCCCACCGCAGACUGCAUGGACCUCAAGGUGUGUGUCUGUCAGAAGGCGCCCAUGGGUGCAAUGCUGCAGUGUGAACUCUGCAGGGAUGCCUUCCACAGUGUGUGCGUCAGGGACACAUCGGACCCCUGCAAAACAGAACCGUGGCUCUGUCCGCAGUGCCAGCGAGCGGAAAAACCCUCCUUGAACAAAGUCCUCUCCCUGCAGUCCUCUCUGCGGCGCAUAGGGGUGCGCCUGCCGGAGGGCGACGCUCUGCACCAUGUGGUUGAGAGGACACUUAACUGGCAGCACGAAGCACAACAGGUUGCAAAGAUGUGUAACCUACCGGAGCUGGAAGAAAGACCAGGGACUCCCCCCACCCUCACCAGCUGGGUGUCAGGCAGCCAUGAAACUCACGACAACACUCAGGCGCCCUCCCUGACUCCAGAGUGGAACAGGACAAGCCAUGCUCAGACUGUCUUUUACACCGAGCAGAGAUGUAUACCGCUGCAGGGCUUGAGUCGGGAGCUGGAGGAGCUGAUGGUGGAGGGGCUCCUGCUGCCAGUGUCUCUGCCGGAGGUCCAGAGCCUCUACCUCACGUUACUGGACCGAGCCACCAGCCAGGAAACAAACAGAUGCACGUUGCCUCCACAGGACGAGGCCGCAGACACUGACGUACACACGCAGUUUAACUCUCAGGGAAAAAAUCUGCCACUGAACCAGGAGGAUGUCAACGCCAUGAGGGACAUUAAGACCGACUCAGAAAAGAAAGUGAAGCGGCAUUUGGACGACAAAAAACAUUCUCACAAAAGACAGAAGAUAAAUAAGAAGAAUCUGCAGCGCCGAACAGCGUCGACCUCGUCCUCCCCGCGCUCCGAUUUCUCCCAGUCGGACGAAUCUGAUGAGGAAAUGGCCGUGUGUCCAGCAGAGAGGUGUCAGCUGCCAGAGGGAGAUGAGGUGAACUGGGUCCAGUGUGACGGCAGCUGUAACCAGUGGUUCCACCAGGUCUGCGUCGGCGUUACAGAGGAGAUGGCGGAGAAGGAGGACUACAUAUGUGUCAGCUGUACGCUGGGCGACGGACACACGAGAAAAUGAAGAGAAAGAGGAGGUGUCGGUGAAGGAUGAUGUCUGGAGAAGGGCCGUCUGUCAUCAGCCUGAUAUCGGAGCCACCAGGCUGGCUGUGUCACUUGACCCCUCAC